AUGUACGUAGAUGACGAUGAUAAUGCUGACGAUAUGUGGGGCGACCCCCACAUGAGAGGCCUCCGUGGUCAGAGAAUCAACUGGUCUGGGGUUGACGGCGGCUGGUACUCCCUGGUCAAGGACGACCAUGCUGAUCUCAGCAUCAACGUUCGCGUUACCGCUCCACUGCCGGACGAGUUCCCCGACCGCCAGCUCAUGACCAGCCUGGCUAUCAUGUCGGAGGGGUACUCUGUCGUCAUCGAGGUCGAAAACCCUUACACCAUCGUCACGGGCGGCUGUCCUGAGGGCGUCUCGCCCUGCCUUGCGAACGGAGGACUGCGUAUCAUCGUCGACGGUCAGGAGGUGGAUGAGCUUCUUCGAUUCUCCAGGCAGAUGCCGGUGGCAGACGGUACCAUGACUAUGUCUGCAUCCAACCUUCCGGUGGAGUGCCGGCAGUUCGGCGGUCACAGGAUAUGGGCCCGCAUGUACCAGGACAUCCUCGAGGACAGGCGCCAAUUGCGCGGUGGUGAAAGCCUCGAAGAAUGGAUCCUGAGGUACGACCAGAACAUGCCGGCACGCAGGUGGUGCGCCAAGUACAUCGCCGAGAACGACCUCGCCGACCUGCAAGCCAACCAUGCCAUCUUCAAAAUCCAGACGCCCACUGUCACGGUGCGUCUCAACGCUGGCGUCAACUACCAGGGCGACGGUGAACUAAACUGGGAUGGACGCGUCCUUCCUGACCUCGAGUUCUGGCAGAUGGACGUCGGGAUCGACGGGCUGGACGUGGACAACCCGGCGUUGUCCGGCCUCCUCGGUGAAACGGCCCGCCCGGUAUACGGCGAGAACGGAGAAGCGGUUAUGGAAGGGUCCGACGCUUUCCGUGGCACCGUUGAGGACUACCGCGUAUCCAGCGCUCUGGGCGUCCACUUCGCCCUUCUCGACGAGAAGGAGGAGGGUCAUGAGUAGAAAGAAAAGAUAAAAAAUUGUUACCCUAUACGGUGUCACCAGAGGGCGCGUCUGGAGCAUACGAUCUCGACCGAACAGCGAAUUCGCACGUCAAAAGACAUGUCUCAAACAUUCGCCGAGGUUGUUUUUCUAGUCGAGGAUGCGGUGGGAUUUUCUCUCUACAGUAGAAGAAGAGGUGCUGUGAGGCUGUGGAAUUUUUUGACGUACCCGCGCUAUCUCCUUAUUUCUACCUCGUCGGGUAUUCGUCAAGUCAAGAGAUGGGUGAGCUUAGCUCCCAGUUUCUUCAUGUUUAAAGCAGAGUGCGAAUAGUGGAAGACAUCACAUUUAUUUCCUUCCCGAGAGAGUUAGACCGAGACUGACUUUGUGAUGUGCUUUCGUUGAUACAUACUUCGAAUGUUGAUUUUGCAAUGCCUUCAUUUUUUAUUUUAUUUUCGGUUGAGUUCGUUUAUAUCUCGAUAUUCUUGACAACAGAUGAUCAAUCGCGUUUUCCGGCGGUGAUAUGAAUUUGAUGAUAUUUUUUUUUGCAGAGCGGCCCGGUAGGGAGGGGUGCUUUGUGUUUUGCAAAAAAAAACUAGGACUUGCGCAC
This is a messenger RNA of Ectocarpus siliculosus, 1531 nucleotides long. Lineage: Eukaryota; Phaeophyceae; Ectocarpales; Ectocarpaceae. The record is from the annotation of a GenBank genome assembly.